Gopherus flavomarginatus (Mexican gopher tortoise) is the source of this 3040-nucleotide messenger RNA. RefSeq names its product complement C1q B chain (gene C1QB). NCBI's taxonomy places the organism in Eukaryota, Metazoa, Chordata, Testudines, Testudinidae. Gene Ontology annotation, molecular function: protein binding. Bases 895 to 1623 code for a protein of 242 amino acids. The record is from RefSeq and is a predicted model, not a curated record. The transcript has 3 exons.
CGAUUCCUCAAUAGCCACGAACGAGCCGGGUGCCUGGACAGACCCGUGUCCCUAAGGGGCUGCCGGGGUACCAGAACCCUCUCUGCACCCAGCUCCCUAUGGGCUCUAGAGCAGACUCCGCUCUGAGCUGUGGCCCUGCUCCGAGCUCCCUGCCCCAGCCGUGCGUUCCCAGCCAAGCUAACCUUGCCCAGAAGCUGCUCCUGAUGUUGCAGUGUUUUGUGUCUGGCUUAUGCAGUGCUGGGCUCUUGGGCUGUAGGACCAGGAGAUUCCGAGAUUCCAAGGCCAGCUAGGACCAUUGAGAUCAUCUAGUCUGACCUGAAUAACACAGGCUGGAGACCUGCCCUGAAAUAAUUCCUGUCCAGUGUGCCCAGUGGGCAAGUCACGGUCACAAAUGGCUCGGACAGGACAGGGAGGGAGAACUGGAGAGACUGGCGCACUGAUGCUGGCAGUUCAGCUCAGGGCCUGAUGAGACAGCCCAUGAGUGUGUGGAACAGGCUCCAGGGGAGAAGCCCCACGGCAGGACAGAGCCCUGGAGACCAGAUGGUUUUCAGAGCAGGGUCUGGCCCCGAAUGUUUUGGUUCUGUGGCUGGUUGGGGAUUUCAGUUCUUCCUUGCAGCCGGUGGAGCCAGCAGGAUCUCAGAGCAGUGGGAGCUGGAGCAGGAUUUGACCUGAGCUGGGUGAGGCGUGCACAUGAGAGCAGCACAUGCCACUCUCCCUGUCCCUUCCACAGACGCUCUGCAAACACCAAAGGCUUUGCUGCUCCUCUUGUCUCCCUUGUGCAGCCCCUGCAGCCGGGCGUGGGGUUGGAGCCUGCGCUGCCCCGGCAGCUUGGGGAGUGGGCAGCUGGUGCCUGAGCCUUGAGGCUGUUCUCAUCUGGGGAGCGCUGGUGCCGACAUGAUGCUGUGGGCCGUGCUGCUCUGCCUGGCUGCGGUCCCCCUGGCCAGUGCCGAUAGGUGCCAGGGCCACGCUGCCAUCCCAGGCAUUCCGGGCGUACCAGGACAGCCGGGCUCCAACGGCAAAGAUGGAGUGGAUGGCCCAAAGGGAGAGAAAGGUCCCCCAGGGCGGGUGGAUGAUGAAAUGGAGCUGGGAGAGAAAGGAGAGCCGGGGAGCCCCGGACACCCCGGCAAAGUCGGCCCCAAAGGCCCCGUCGGCUCCAAGGGCUCUCCAGGCCCCACGGGUCCUCCUGGGCCAAUGGGUGAAUCUGGGGACUUCAAGACCACCCUCAGGUCUGCCUUCUCAGCUGCCAGGACCAUUAGCAUGCUGCCACGCCGGGACCAACCCAUCCGCUUCGACCGUGUCAUCACCAACGAGAACGGGCACUACGAGAACAGGUACGGCCGGUUCACCUGCAAGAUCCCAGGCCUCUACUACUUCACCUACCACCUCACCUCCAGGGGCAACUUGUGCAUCAACAUCAAGAAGGGCCUGGGCACGAAGGGGGAGAAGGUGGUGACCUUCUGCGACUACGUGCACAACGUCUACCAGGUCACCACCGGGGGAGUGGUGCUGCGGCUGCAGGCAGAGGAGUCCGUGUGGCUGGAGCCCACCGAGAAGAAUUCCCUGGUGGGGAUCGAAGGGGCUGACAGCAUCUUCUCGGGGUUCCUGCUCUUCCCCGAGGCCUAGCAGCCUGCGGACUCUGCCCCAGCACCCACUCUCCCAUGUGCUCCCCGCAUGUCACCCCCAAGUGCAACACGCUUGCACAAGCUUCCAGGCAGCAGCCCAUUGAUACAUGAAGUGCUUUCCCCAGCAGCAGGGCCCUGGCACCGCCCCCACACAGAGCUGCCUCGGUGCUGCCCGUCCCACCCCUGGUGCAGCGCCAGCUUCAGCCCCACCCAGCACGCAGCCCCCUGGCAGAGAACCCACAACAAGGGAGGCCCAGCCCCGGGAGACCCAUUCUGUGUUCCUGAAUCCCUGGAAAGCACCCGUGGAUCCCGAGGCUGCACUUCCUCAGUGCUUGGCACAUGGUGCCGGUGACCACAUGCACUGCCAAGAGCCCCUUGUCCCUGGGGCUGGCAUGUCACUGCCACCGAAGGACCCCCGAGCUCAGCAGCACCUGAGCCCAGGGGCCAGAACCCCAGGAGAGCGAAAAUGGGCAAUGUGUCUCCUCUGUGUUUGGGGCCAAGGAGCCGUGCGGAGCAGGGAUGCCCCACCCAGUGUGUCAGAGCAGACCGAGCUUUACUCCACAUGGGCCUUCAGAUGAAUAAAUGUCCCCUUGGUGGACAGAUGUUGGGGGUCCCGGGGCACCACAUCCUUGCCUUGGGCCUGGGGCACCUCUGGGCCAGGACAAAGUUCCUCCCCAGCAGGUGAGAGGGCAGCUGCCCUCCUGCUUAGGGCGUCACACCUCUCUCCCAGGGGACCAGACCCCUCCUCUCCCAGCCCAUAGCUUUCACAUAGCUUCUGCAUGCCGGGGGAGGGGGACACAAGCCCUUUAAAAUGAGCAAAGCACCAGCCCCUGCAGGACGGCUCAGUGUGAUGGUUGGCCCGGGGAAUCCCAGCCAAGUGGGGGUCCCUGUCACAGCAGUGGGGAUUCCCCAGCAUUAAUUCUAUAGCCAAGGAUUCCCAUGCCGUAGAAUCAUGGGAGCCCAGCCCAGCCCCGAGAGACAAACAUUGGGGUGCAGUGGAAGUGCUCACCAUCCUCUCCCAGGGGAUGCCCGGCUGCGAGCCGCUCUGGCCAGCUCACUGCAGCACCAGUGCUGUGGGGCUCAUGGGGUCAGACCGAAGGCCCCGGCCCUAGCCCCAGCUCUAGGGAGAUGAUCCUUCAGGAGCAAUCCGAGAUCUGCACUCUCCUUUCCAAGCCAGGCUAGUCAGAGCCUGACGCCCUGCAGCUGCCAUGAUGCAGCCUGUGGCAAGGAGGAGACCUCCAGCAAGGACACCUGCAUCCUAGCCAGCCCCACUCCAGACACCUGCCUUCUUGGCUCCAGCGGCUGCUUGCUGUCCCUUGGGGCUAGUGCUCGCCAGGCCUGAGCAUGCUCACGUGCUCUCAGGCCCUCAGCCGGGCCCCGCCCAGCAGACAGCCAAUAAACUUGAUGUCUGCUAUUGA